AUGCGUCCGAUGCAGAGGAAGCCCGAGAAGCUUCAGGAGUGGAAGAAUCAUCUUCGCUUCCUUCUCUGGGCUCUUCCAUCCGCCUUCCGGCCAGAGACGAACGGAGACACCUCUGCUUCAUUGCAGGUGCCUCCACUGAGCGACAUCAACCAAACCUGCGUCGACAAGCUCUUCCGCCAUGUGGCCACCGCGGUCAAUCACAGCCCGGAGAUGAGCAACCACCUGAUUGAAAUACUCGCUGCCGGCACCCCGCUGAACAGAAGAUGCAAGGACGCACCAUCGGGCAGCAGACCUUCGUCGUACGAUGAAGCCCUCUACACUCAGCAAGGCAAUGUGGAGCUCCUGGCGCUCUUCGCCCGUUACUCGAGCACCGAAGAUACCACCUCCGAGCUGGUGCGUCUCCUCAGCGACACCGUGAACGCUUGGCUCGGAUACCACGCCGAUCGUCAGAUCCGGAUCAAUCCGGCCAUACCACCUUCCACAAGGCUCGCUGCGGCAGUUAUUAUGGCCACGGUCGUGCGGCGCAUGGGGACCGAUACCGACGUAAGUCCCAGGGCCGAGGCCGUGCUCAGCUUCCUGGCGUCGUUGCUGUUCCGCGGAGGAGGAAAGAAGGACGUCAUCCAGCGCAUCGAGGAGACCAUCGAAAAGGAGUCGAGGGACGAGCAGCAGGAACGCAAGUCCGGCUCUGAACGGAAGACGAGCAUUAGCGAGCCUUUUAUGUGGGAGACCAGCGAACCGACCACCGAAGACGAGAUCGCGGUGGAACUCGAGGUCAUGAAUGACGCGGCAUGCCUCCUGGCUCUAGACGCAACAGAAGACUUUGUGGACGAGGUGGAGCUGUUUUUGGUUUCGUUCGUCCUGGCCCGCAAGGACAUCAACCCACGAACCGCGUCCGCUCUCGUCGAGGGUCUUGUGCAAAUGGGCAGAUACUACCCAUCGCGCAUCGGCAGUUUUGCGCGCAACGCUCUGCAAAGCGACGUCUGCCAUAUGGUGGUGGGCACGAAGUCGCUAUCGUCGUACCAGCAACGCCAACGGAUGCAGACAGGUCGGUCCGAGGGCGUCAUGGCGCUUCGUUUAGCCUAUAUCGAAGCCGUCGCUCGCAGCAUCAACCUCCACGUGUUCCAAACUACUGCCACCGAUUCGUUUGAGAAUGUCGUCUUGCUUUGCAUCUUGGCCCUGCUUUCAGACGAGGAACAGUUCCAGCGACAAGGCAGCCUUCUCGCUGACCAGAUCGAGCAUAGCGAAACGGCCGACAACUAUCUGGCGGACGUGUUCCCUGCUUCCAGCAACUUCGCCGAGUCCCUGGUGCGGGGGCGGGCGCAAAGAUUCAGCGAACGCUUGGCCAAGGCGUACCCGACCCGCACCGCCGUUAUGUUGAAGCAGGCCGCCUGCCAAUGCAUUCAGACUACUGGCUUCGACCGUGCUGCUCUGAUCCUGGAGUGUUUGGAGCCGUGGACGCGUAACUACGGCCCCCAGCUGCUCCGCGCUUCGGACGACGCUGCCCGCGAGAAAGUACAAGAGAUCGUUCAAGUCCUGUUCAAGCUCAGUCUGAUGCUAUGGUCCAACGGCAACCUCCGCUCGUGCCUUGAGCGGCUGUGGGUGGCGACCGUGUCGUCCGCCAACGCUUCGGUGAGCGUUCCCGCCCUGAUGGACUACCUUGCGGGUCGGGUUCUGUCGGCCCUGCAACCAGAACGCGAGGCAACACUUGCUUUGGGCAAGAUCCUGGCGAAGGGAGAAUGCCGCGCAGCACUGCUCGACAGCCUGAUAAGCCGCCUACGCGACUACACCGCGUCGUCUUCAUCCUUCUCCUAUCUACGGAAAGAGGAGAUCAUCUUUUACUUCCUCAUGGAUGUCCCGCUGGUCGACACGAUCGCCAGCGAGAGCCUCAUCCUCAAUCACCCGCAUUUCGCUCUCACUCUCCAGAACGCCCUCGUCAUCUUCGUCCGUAGCAAUAGCAACGUCGAUGCCGCUCGGCUGCCUCUCGGCAAGCGCUUCCUGCUCAACCUACUCUUUGCCGUUGCUAAGACCACAUUGCCCGACUACGGCACAGCAGCGCCUGCGGAUGACCGCGCCAGGGUGGUCGAGAACCUGCCGCCGGUCCCCUCUUCGCUCUACUCGUCGUCCUCGAUCCGACUCUCUUCAUCUUCCUUCUAUGCGCAUCUGGGCGCCGCGUCAACCAGCUUCAGCCGCUCGCCCUCGCCCUCGGCGUCGUUGGCUACCUCCAUUUCAUCACCGUCGGCUUCAUCUACGAACAUCGCCACAUCACCCAAGCGCUUUAGCGCGGCCGCGCUUAUGAUUCGAGAAACCGGAACCGCGCUUCGCUCAUCUCUAAGCGAGGCCAAAUCGGCAGCAGCGGAGGCCGGCCACCACCGUCGACCCAGCAAGGGCGCCGACCGCGACAGCACAGAAUCCACGAUCGACGCCGCGACGCCGCAGUCGAGCUCUAAGAAGAAGUUCCUCCUCAACCUCAGGUCCCUCUCGCAGCGAAGCUGCAAGCAGAAGGAAGUCGACAAGGACAAGGGCAAAGGCAAGGCCAAGGAGAGGGACGAGGCGCACGAAAGCGAUGAGCCUCCGUCGCCGCGGCGUCGAGGCCUGUUGACCAGCCGUGGCCGCAGCAAGAGCAUCAAACAGCAGCGGUCAGCCAGGCAGCUCGAGCUUCAGCCAGCGCCAGUCGACGAGAAUCCGCCUCCCAUCCGCAGAGGCCGCUCGGCGACGCUGCCCGACAGCCUGCUAGUCUCGCCGCACAUCACGACCCGCGGAGAGUCGGUCAACACCAGGCCCUGCUCUGCGCGCCCAUCGCCGACAGCUAAGCCGCGAAGCGAGCGUGCCGUGUUCGUGGAGGCUGGCCCCAAGAAGACGCUGCAGGCGAGGGUCGACGAGAUCAACCAUGACCGCAAGGCAUCGCCGACCAUGGCAGAGCGAUCCAUCUCCCUAUCGCUUUCUCGUGCCGGCCGCGCCCGCACGACGUUGGCUGUGCCCCUCUUCGCGCAAGGCGCGCGCAGCCGAUCGAACGAUCAGUGCUCCACGACUUCGUCUUCGUCUCCGCCGUCCUCGCCCAAGUCGCUCGCCUCAUCGUCAUCCUCGGUGUCGGCCAGGCUCUUCUCUCUUACCAGCUCUCCCUCGCAACGUCGACGCAGCAAAGGCAAGGCCAAGAAGCUCUUCCGGACCGCCAACAUCAACGAUGACUUCGAUGCCGGAGGAGAACUGCCCGCACGCUCCCCUGGCAAAGACGCAAAGCACCACGCGGAUUUGGCGUCGGUGCCUUGGGUUUCUGCCGCCGUACGGCCGCGGCACUACACGGAGCAACAGACCGUCGACGCAGCCGGAGACACGCAGCACUCGCCGCGUCGACCGACGAUCUCGGGCUUGUCACCGCACUUCCGCUUCAUCGACGAGAUGAUGGACGAGCUACGCGAUCCGGCACCCGCCCACUCCCUUGCUGUCUCGCUCUCCCGCGUGGUUCCUCAUCUGGCGCUCCUUACACCUGAGCUACGGCACGAUUGGACUCGUCUCUCCCUCGAGUGGGGACUCCGCGCGGAGGAGGCCGAUAUCGCCGUGGCCUCGCUGGAAUUGUUCCAUUUGCUGGGCGGGGCUGCCCACGUAUCCGCGUCAUCGGCGCCCGCCGACUUGCAACGCGUCGCCCAUGCCCUCGUCUGCUCGCUCAACACCCACGCCCUGCGAGCCCAUCAGCAACCUGGUGACACAGCAAACGCAGAUCUCGUUGGCGUUGAUACCUCCGCCAAGUCGCAGCUGCUCUUCGACGUUCUCCUGAAGCUCCUAGACAAGUGUCCUUCGUCGGUGGCGCUUCGUGAGGGCUUUGCGAUCAGUGUCGCGCUGAUGCGGGUCGUGGGUGAGGGCCACCCGUUCCGCCUUCACGAUCACGCCAACCACUACCGUGCCGGCCUCGCCCUGCUCACCGGACUGUGGAAUCGACAGCCCAUGACCUUCCUUCACUCCCUGCACGAGGCGCUGCCUUCGCUGUGCGGGCUCUGGGGCGUGACUAGAGACCUCGGGCUGAUAUUGUCCCCACCGCCGCUGGCCAAGUGUAUCGUCUUCACUCUGACAGGCGCCUUGGGGCGACACCCGCACCUCCUCAAGGAUUCCCUCGCGGCGCUGAGGCUUCUGUUCCGCGUCUACCAGCACCAGUUUGCUGAGGCGGAGGAGUCAGACCGCAGCCUUAGCGUCGCGACGCAGUCGGUGCUGUGGCUCGACCUUGUCAACAUCGUGUUCGAGUCAUUUGAGUACUACUCGCCGGAUCCCGUCGCGCAAGAAGCCAACAGCGACGGCCUGAAGCGCGAGAUGUCGACAGACAGCGACCUCGUUUCGAGUGAAGACGAAGAGCAAGAAGAAGACCACGAACAUCACCUUGGCGCCAUCUGCGAGAGCACGCUCGAGAUGGCGAGUAGGAGCAGCGACAGUGGCGACGGAAGGCGCCACAGGGACGUGCUGGCCACGUUACUCCGCAGUGGUGGCGCAUACCGCAUCAGGAAGAGGGCGCGGGACGAAGGGCUGCAGCGCGUCAAGCGGAUCAUCAGCGAAAGCAUCGAAUUCUACCUCAACCACAUGCGGCCGCAGCAGCCGACCGCCCACGGAUUUGACGCCUUCGAGCACAUCUACGACCAAUUCCUGGCAGCGCUACCGAGCGACCGUCACAGCAAAAACUCGUCGUACUCAUCUUCGGCGUCAUCAUCAUCGGAGGAGGACCAGAGUUCGCAGGCGGACGGCGACGUAACCGUCCUCAACGGCCUCAUGCAGACCUUCAUGCAAUCCUUCUUCGCGACGUUCCCAGACCAUCACGACUUUGCCUACGUGCUCGAGCUCUCGCUGCAGUUCCUGCGAGGCGCCGGCAAGCAGCCGGCGUGGAUCCUGGACGAGUACGAUCUCCGCCCCGAAGAGCUGAAGGAUAUCGGCGAGGCGGUGGUUCAGUGCUCCCUCUCUGCCGGGUCCUGGGUGGUAGGAGCCGCGGAUCAGCUCCUGGCCAUCGCGCUCGAACGGACCAAGCCCGCGCCUCCUCCCACGGUGUUCGAUCUCCUGGGGUCGAUGGCACUCCACAAGCGAGCCGCCGACUCCUCGCCGGCCAUGACGCUGAUGGGGCUCAGCGUGGAGGACGUGCCCGCUCUACUGAACCCGAAUCUGGGCACCACCAGGAAGGAGAAGAGGAAGGCCGUCUUCUUGGCGUCGUCUUCGUCUCUGUCAUCUUCUGCUUCACCAUCGCCGCUGGCCGAGAAGCAGGCCUCCUUCGAAGGUGGCGAGUCCAGCACGCCAAGACGACCUCGGGUCCCGUCGCUCUCGCUGGGACUGUCGGCCAUCGCCAGAUUCGCCGAGGAGGAAGAGGAACGAAAGUUGCGACGGCUCCACGACCACCACCAUCAGCAGCAACAGACCCAGAAGACGCAGGAGGAAGAAGACGGCGACAACAACAACAGCAAGGAGCCGAUAGCGACAACUACGGCGACGGCGACGAGGAGCGGCAAGAUGAACAAGAUGAGGAACCUGACGAGCCUUCGGCUGCUCAAGCGAAAGAGCGUCAGAGGCGAAUCAACAGCGAGCAACAAAGACAACAAGGAGAAGGAGAAGAAGAAGGAAAAGAAAAGAGAGAAGGCGAUGAAGCGGAAAAAAGGCGAGGGGACCAGAUCGGAGUUGAUGAUGCCGGGCGGCGCCUCGCCGAGAGCGGAGUGCGACGCCAAGGAGGCCGAGGACGACCGAAGCUUCCAGCGACGCCAACGCGGCCACACGCUGCCCGCCAACGCGCCACGCACGCUCGGCACCUCGAACUGA
Messenger RNA from Acanthamoeba castellanii str. Neff, 5778 nucleotides. RefSeq lists its product as uncharacterized. Lineage: Eukaryota; Discosea; Longamoebia; Acanthamoebidae. The transcript is spliced from 21 exons. The coding region runs from base 1 to 5778 and encodes 1925 amino acids. The record is from RefSeq and is a predicted model, not a curated record.